UAUCUCGGCCGGAUAUCCAGUUCCGCGCCCGCGCGAUUCUUCAGCCCCGGACGCGCGACUCCUCCGAUCUGCGCUUGCUCGUGCGAGCUUAAUUUUUUGCAGCCGCACUGUCGCGCCCGUGGCUGCGAGCCCGGUGCCUCUCGAGAUCGAUCCUCUGGCCCGCGCAAUCAUCCGCUGAUAUGGACCGACAGCCACUGUCUGUUGCAAGUGAGAUUAUUAAUUACAGACGAUGAUUCACUUUCGAUGCCAGGUAGCGCUUUCGCAGGCGCGCGCCGGCGUUACGCGCUUCAAAGACAAACACCAUGUUUGCGCAAUCGAGCUAUACAAACAGUUGAUUAUCCGCGAGGCUGCUACUCCGUUUCUUUUACGUAACGCGAAGCUUCGCGCGCUCGUUGCACCUGCCAAUGCCUAGGCCUCGUCGCAACCGAUCGACUCGAGCCAAUUCCAUUGUCCAGUCAAUGCGAUCGCUAGCUGGAGAGUAGUCGCGGAUUACGCGGUGCCGCUGUGCGAUGAACAUUUGGCAAUCGGAGCGGAUGUGCAUGGCGGAAAUUUCAUGAGACGCUCAGCGACCGCGAGCGCGACACCGCACCGACCGCCAAGACUUAGUUUUGCUCGAACAGCGAAGGAUUUAUUUGGAAUACAUCGAUCGUUAUUCCUCGUAAUCUAAUUAUAGCGAAAGCGUCUCAAACCAAGACUCAUAAUUAUCGGCCAAUGGGAUUAUCUCAUCUAUACGUCGACGAUCUGCGAUUCACGUCUGACGCUUUAUUCCUUUGCUAAUUGCUACGAAGUGCGUGAAUCUAAGAUUCGUUAGGCCGAGACUGCGAGGGAAGUGUGAAGAAUUUCUUCGCGGCAAUAGAACGGAGAGUAUGGGUUUUUCACGGGACCCUUGAGUACGCAUCUCGUGAGAGUUUGCGAAUGCGACUGACCUAAUUAUUUUUAUUUUUGAAUGGUUCGGCGGCUGAGAAAUGAGGAUAGACGAAAAAUUAGAGACAAAACCGAACGAUUGAAUUCAAUAGAGACGUAUCGUUAUCGCACGUUAUCGGAUUCGUGGCACGUAGCUAUCAGAUACUAAUAUAAAUAAUCGAGCGCUUCGAUUUUUUUUCCCCACUUGGCGACCGUUUGACAAAUGAAAAAGGCUCGAACAGACUCGGAACAAGCAAUCUAAUCUGCGCUUGUUAUAUCCUCGAGACAGUGCCAGCAGAAUAAAAAGAAGGACGAUCAAAAGCAAAGCCAAGUGGGCUCGAGUGCGCGGGUCUAUUGAAAAGCAGCCGUGCGGCGGUGAAUUUCCGCGGUACGCCGGUGCACAUGUGCAGAGCAGACCAGCGCUUCGGGUAAUGGCUCGGUCAAGCGACAACGGCAGUGCGAGCGCUGGCAUGAAGCGGUGGUGGCGGGAGCAGCAGCAGCAGCAGCAGCAGCGUCACUAUGGCGUUCGCUACUAGCGGCCACGGCGGCUUUGAGGCUGCGAGUGCCAGCAAUUCGCUGCGUCGGCCACUCGUGAGGAUGAAGAAAGAGAGUGCCAGCUUGCGUAGCAGCAGCAGCGCGAGCAGUUUGGAACAAGGCGCCGCGAGCGCUUCCAGCAUGGUGCUCCACAAAACCGGCCGCUGCUUCAGGCCGCUCUACCUCAUGUUCCUCAGCAGAACCAUCCUCGUUCUUGGCUUCCUCUUUGUCGUUUGGCAAAGUUACAACAACUGUAAAGCUCAAGAAGAAUUAUGUAAGAUGACCAGGGACUCUUUAGAAGCAAUAAGGGCAGCAUCGAUAGCCUGCAAAAAUAUUAAUGAGCCAGUACAUAUGCCAAUGCCUACAAGUGCAAAGAUAUGUGAUGCUGUAAUAGAGUACAAUGACAUUGGCAAACCAAACGAUGGCCCUACUAUCUACGCUAUAACACCUACUUUUACAAGGCCUGUACAGAAAGCUGAACUCACUAGAUUAUCACAAACUUUUCUGCUUGUACCAAAUUUUCAUUGGAUAGUUAUAGAAGAUUCCCCUCACAAAACCCCACUAGUUACAAAUUUCCUUGCUUCAAGCGGCCUUACUUAUACGCACCUUCAUGCACCUACACCACCUCAGUAUAAACUCCAAAAGAAUGAUCAGAAUUGGAAGAAGCCUAGAGGUGUUGAGCAGAGAAAUGCUGCUCUAUUGUGGAUUAGGAGCAAUCUUAAUGAGAGCCACAAUGGUGUAAUAUAUUUUGCUGAUGAUGAUAAUACAUACUCACGGCAUUUGUUCAAAGAGAUUGCAAAAGUGAAAAGAGUAGGCGUUUGGCCAGUUGGUCUUGUUGGUGGCUUAAUGGUGGAAAGACCUAUCUGUGAUAAAGCAACGCAAAAAGUCACAGGUUUUAAUGCAGUGUGGAAACCUGAUAGGCCUUUCCCUAUUGAUAUGGCUGGCUUUGGAAUAAAUUUAAAAGUAAUUCUAGAAAAAAAGCAUGCUCUCUUUGCAUACAAUAUUCAAAGUGGAUUUCAGGAGAGCGAAAUCCUGAAAAAGGUUACACGAAGAGAUGAGCUGGAAGGUCUAGCUGAUGGUUGCACUAAGGUGUACGUUUGGCACACGCGGACAGCUGCACCUGUGUUAAAUAGUGAAACCAUAUUGAGUAAAAGAGGCAAAACGUCCAACGAAGGAAUCGAAGUAUGAUAAUGACAAAUAGUUCCGUCCACAAUUAAUUUCGAUGGAAUUAUAUGUACUGAUUCGUGCGUUUGUGUCUUUGAAAUUUGUCAUAACAUAUCCAAUAGAUUAGACGCGCAGUGCCAGUGUUCUAAAUCUCUUUUCUCCAAAGCACAUUCGCCGGAAGAAAACAGAAAUACACGCUUUGUCAAGAUUCGUGCUGCUUAGGUAUGCGUAUAGUACCGUCGGCGUCAUUAGCUGCGACAGCACUUAUCUACUGUUCUAGGGUGAACGCAAGUAUUCUUCGAGUAAUUCGACACGAACAAAUAACCAUUUAUGAACAAUAAAAGUGCCGCCCUUCUGAUGGGGCAAUGAAUAAAUAGACUUGAGCUGAAGCUGAGUUCAGGUGUGCAAGUUCUCGCUUUACGUGUUUGUGGCAUUAAAUGUAACAAGGACGUUUAGAGAGGGAGAUAAACAAGUUGUGACGCAGUAGAUGAGGUACGACGGGUUCGUGUUCCUCAACGGUUGUAAAUACCGAUGCCAUAUUACGCGUAAGGCUGUUCUGUUGUAACUAUUUAAUAAAAUUUGAUGAAACUA
Molecule: messenger RNA, 3192 nt
Organism: Phymastichus coffea
Lineage: Eukaryota; Metazoa; Arthropoda; Insecta; Hymenoptera; Eulophidae
Gene: GlcAT-I
Product: galactosylgalactosylxylosylprotein 3-beta-glucuronosyltransferase I-like
Exons: 4
Coding region: 1423-2625 (400 amino acids)
Biological process (GO): chondroitin sulfate proteoglycan biosynthetic process; carbohydrate metabolic process
Cellular component (GO): Golgi membrane
Molecular function (GO): galactosylgalactosylxylosylprotein 3-beta-glucuronosyltransferase activity
Source: RefSeq, a predicted model, not a curated record